AUCCUUCUAUACCUUUUAUUUUCUAAAGUUAAUAACUUAACAAUUAUUUCCUUGAAAUGGAAAAAAUAGUUCCUCACCAUUUCCUUUCAACCCCACCCCCAACCGUACAAUUAUGGUCAGAUUGGAUAGAGAGUUUUGGAGGGAAAGAAAGGCUUUGGAUGGCAUAGUGUAUGUCUUCAUAAGUAUACUUUAUUUUAGAAAUUAAUAAGUGGCUAUUGAAAUGCUGUAUAGUCAUAUAUUACAUUAUCGAUUUUUAUAGAAUCUUAAACACAUAUCACAUAUGGAAACAUAGGCCUAGCCCUCCAAAACAAUUACGUAGUACCUUCAAAAGCCUCCACCCAAACCAACCCUUAGAGGUUAGACACGAUAAGCUAAUCAGGUGUAUAUGAUUAUUCGUUUCCUCAAAGAGAAUGUAUAUAUGAGCAUGAAUGACAGUGUAGGCUGUAGCUCUAAGUCAUUUUCAGGCUGAGCAUAUGGGAUUUUAAGUUUCUUUUGCCUGUUUAUAUGAAUGUGAAUUUAUGUUAAAUCUGACCACCUUUGUUACUCUGUAUGUUUACCCUUUUUAUCAGCCUUUUUAUUGUUAUAGGUUUUGCAUCCAUCUGCGAAAUCAAUCAAUAUCAAUGACAAAAUAUGGGAUAUGUACUUCAAAGAUAUUCUUCCAAGAUUAGUGAAAAAAGGGGAUGAUGGUAAUUGUGGAUCGACUGCAGUUUGUGACACUCUUUGCCUGCAGGCGCUCUCGAAGAGAAUUCAUUAUGGGAAAUUUGUGGCUGAAGCAAAAUACCAGGCGUCACCUGAAGUUUAUAGUGCAGCGAUAAUAGCACAAGACAGAAAAAAGCUGAUGGAACUGCUGACCUAUCCAGCAGUCGAAGAGGCAAUAAAAAAUAGGGUAGAGGUGAAAACUAGAACAUACGGUCAAGAGGUUACAAGCAGCAUUGAGGGGGAUAAAAGUGAUCCUGUAUACAAGAUAAACCCUAGCCUAGUUGCUGAUCUUUAUAGGGACUGGAUCAUGCCAUUGACAAAGGAUGUUCAGGUUCAAUACCUAUUGAGAAGACUUGAUUAAGUUAACAAAAAAAAAAAAACAACAGCCUGUUGCCACGUUGUGCCAUUCUGGAUAGCCAAUUUGAUGCAGAUAUGUUAUUGUGUUUAAUGCACGACAAUAGUUUCCCACACCUAAAUGUGUAACAUGCAUGCCCCUUAUCGUAUGAUUAGCUGGUCAAGUACCACUUUUGAGUGAGUGUACGCUGUUGAUGGUGUAAAUUAUGAACCAGAAUAUCUCAUUUUUAGCUGGACAAACACCAUACACUAGUCUAAAAAAUACACCAAAAUAUAAACACAGGAAUUUUGACGUGGAAACCCAAAUCGAGAGAAAACCACGAGUCUUUUUUGGUGGUACCUUGCCAAUGGGAGAUUUUUAUUAAUAUCAGGGGUCGUACACGAUACAUUGUUCAGGCGUAGAAGUCAUUAAUGGUGAAGCUAUAAGCUCAAUGAAGAAGAAAACACUCAUAAUCUAGAGAGAGAAAUUGG
Molecule: messenger RNA, 1524 nt
Organism: Cuscuta campestris
Lineage: Eukaryota; Viridiplantae; Streptophyta; Magnoliopsida; Solanales; Convolvulaceae
Source: the annotation of a GenBank genome assembly